Molecule: messenger RNA, 3282 nt
Organism: Plasmodium coatneyi
Lineage: Eukaryota; Apicomplexa; Aconoidasida; Haemosporida; Plasmodiidae
Exons: 2
Coding region: 1-3282 (1093 amino acids)
Source: RefSeq, a predicted model, not a curated record
AUGUCCCACUUUGUUCCUAGAACAUUCCUAUGUACACUAUUAUUAUGUGUAGUCCUAAAUCCUUAUAAUAGUGCUUCUUCCCCCAUAUGUACGGAAAACAGAAUAAAUCAUGAUGUCUUGAACAGCAAACGUGGAGCAUCCCUGCAGGCGCCAUAUGCGCCGUCGCAGGAUGAGGUAUACUGGCGAACUCAAUUUAAUCAACAGAACGAUGGUACAAAGUGUGCUGCUCCAAGGUAUUCAGACCCAGAGUAUGCCAAUCAGCAAAACUCUGUAAAAGGCAUGCCGGUACAGAGUACGCUCGUCCACAAAAUUCAGCCCAAUGGAUUGUUGGACAACUCUACAAAAUUGCAAAAUGUGCACUUAUACAGUGGGAGCAGUGUAAGGGAGGAUGUCAGAACAAAUGGCUUAACGGGAAAAAAAUUACAACAACAACAAUUACAUCAAGCACCAAACACGCAUCCAACACAAGCACCACCAUCAGAAGGACGUCCAUCUACACCACCACCACAACAACAGCAAGCACCACCAUCAGAAGGACGACCAUCGAACACACCAAACCCACCACCACAAGAAAUGGAAUAUCCACCUCAACAGCAGGCACAACAGGGACUGCAACCACCACCCCUUACAUCUACACCACGAGUACUACCGUCCAUAGACGUAUCGAACGGAGAUGGGAAACGGAGUCGAGUACCGUCCCUGUUAAAUGAAAUAAAAGAAACAUUAUUGAUCAGACCACAAAUAAUUGAAGCAAAAUUAAAAAAUUUAGAACAAGCUUUGCUAAAUAAUAAAUUAAUAACAGAAUCCAAAUUACAGGAAGUGAAGCAGGUCCUAUCCGAUAGGGAACUAAUAGGAAAAAAGAAAAGGAGCGUUUUCAAAGUCUUGAAGGAAAAUUUUUUAAGCAACCCAUCUAUACGAAAAUUAAUGCUAAAAGAAUUAGAAGACAUUUUGUUAGGAAAUGAAUUAAACACCGAAUACAUUUUAAGUGUAUUAAAUAAAAAUAAGUUUAGUAAGAGAUUGGCCUAUUUGCCUUUAUUAAAUAUAUUUGGAAGAUUCAUCAUCUCCAGAAAAUUAAUAGAUGAAUCGAAAUUAAAAGAGUUAAAAGGGAUUUUGCUAAGUGACCAACCCAUCACAGAAUCGCAAUUACAUGAAUUAAAAGUGUUGCUGGUGGAUGUAUUACAUAAUAUCACUAAUGCAGAUAAAAGCGCAACAUCACAAAAAAAAGUAAGUAAUUAUCACAUCAUUCGUCCUGUUCCUCCGGACGUGGAUGCGUAUUACUUAUCACAACGACCUUUUGAUUCAGCAAUCAAUGUGGAUGCGCGAUACCCUGACCAUCAUUUAUUGCAAAAUGUGCAUUCAAACAAGAAUCGUAACUCCUUGCCCAGAAGGGAAGCGUUACAUAUAGAACAUCCAUUGGUAGUAAGACGGACCAAUUUGAAAAGGAGAGAAAAUUUAUCUCUGGAGGUAGAUCGUUGGCGCAGGACAAAAAAAGAUGCACACUAUAAAAGAAAUGUGUCGCAAAAAGCAGAUUUGGUAAAAAAGAAUGAACUGCUAAAAAAGAAGGUUUUGAGGGAGGCCGAUUUGGUGAAAGAGAAUGACCUGUUGGAAAAGAGGAUCUUGAGAAAGGACCAUUUGAUAGGAACAAGUAAUCUGAAAAGAGGUCAUACCAUUUUUCUACCAAAAUAUGGAGACUCCAUAGAUGAAAAUUCAGCUAUAGACAGAAGAGAAAUAUUACAAAAAAAUGAGUUAAUAGAAAAAAUCCAUGUAAGGAAGGAUAUUAAGGAAUUGACACCAAAGAAGGAUUCGCUAGAAAAAGUUCCUGUGGAAAUCACCCCAAAAGACAAAUUACCACCAAAGGGCAAUUCCUUGGAAAAAGUGAUUCCUGUGCAAAUCACCCCAAAAGACGACAAAUUACCAAAGAGCGACCCUCUGGUAAAAGUUCCUGUGGAAAUCACCCCAAAAGACGACAAAUUACCAAAGAGCGACCCUCUGGUAAAAGUUCCUGUGGAAAUCACCACAAAGGACAAAUUACGAAAGAGCGACCCUCUGGUAAAAGUUCCUGUGGAAAUCACCCCAAAAGACGACAAAUUACGAAAGAGCGACCCUCUGGUAAAAGUUCCCGUGGAAAUCAUCACAAAGGACAAAUUAACAAAGAGCGAUGUGGCAAAUAAAACGGACAAAACAGAAAUCGAGCAAAUCACUAAAAAAAAACAAUGGACUAUAGAAAUACAUAUGAGUGGAAAAAAGCAAAAAGAUGAAAUAAUAACGAGUAAAAAGAAAAAAAAGAAAACUACUAUUAUAACCACGCAUAUGUGUGAAAGGAAUAAAAAAAAUGAACUCACAGACGACACCCUCGAUUCUAAAAGUAAAGAAGAUGAUAAAAAUGUGGAAGAAGAAGAAAAAGCGGUCGCUAAGAAGAAAAAAUUCAAGGUAGAUGUACAUUUAGAAAAGAAAAGAAAGAAAAAGGGAAAACCAGUUAUUAAAAAAAAAAAAUGGAUGAUUGAAGCAAUUAUGAAAAAUGUUGCCCCAAAGAAGGAGUUGGAAAUAUUAAAAGAAUUACCUGUGUCCCAUGUAAUUGAUGUAGACGUCAACGAUCCGUUAUACCGAACAAAAGAAGAAAUUCUUUUUGAGAGUAUUCUUGCGAACCCUAUAAAAGAACCUAGUAGAAAAAAAAAAAGAGCUCGACUUUUACGAAAAUUGGCUAUUUAUGGAUUAGUACCAACACUUGCUAUAGGAGCAAUAAUAGGUUUCACAAUAGGAUAUAUUCAUGUAGCGCCGGUAGAUGCUAUACUGGACUCUACAGCUUUAGGUAUUAGAACAACUGCAUCAUUGGUUCGAGAGAAUGUAUCUAAUAUUGCAGCUACAGCUGGGGAGUGUGCUACGAAGGCAGCGGGUUCAACCUUGUCGUCCGGUGGUUCACUUCUGGGUAUUCUUUCAAGUAUUGUACUUAAAGCUGCGGAAUGCACACUGAGCACUGCAGUAAGUACGGCAGAGGUCGUUGUUGAUGCCUCAUUUGAGGGUGCCGCGGUAGCUUCUUCCUAUGGUACAUUAUACGGCGUAUUACAAUCCUUGUUCCCAUCAUUAAUAGCUGUUUCAGUUGCAGUCCUCAUUUUUAUUCUAUUCUUAUAUCUAGAUGAAAGAGGCAAGAUGGAAUGGUUCCACAGGUAUAGAAGGAAGUUUAUGAAAAAUUUGAAGAGGAAAUAUAAUGAAUUCAAGAUGUCCAGAAAAGGAAAAAGGAGGAGAAAGUGGUAUAGAAAAUUUCUAUCUGAAAUGAAUACAUAA